Messenger RNA from Jaminaea rosea, 2800 nucleotides. RefSeq names its product NUC189-domain-containing protein. The record is from RefSeq and is a predicted model, not a curated record. Lineage: Eukaryota; Fungi; Basidiomycota; Exobasidiomycetes; Microstromatales. The transcript has a single exon. Gene Ontology annotation, biological process: maturation of SSU-rRNA from tricistronic rRNA transcript (SSU-rRNA, 5.8S rRNA, LSU-rRNA). Gene Ontology annotation, molecular function: protein binding. The coding region runs from base 68 to 2800 and encodes 910 amino acids. Gene Ontology annotation, cellular component: nucleolus.
CAACGCCUCGCUCUCACGACCUCCUUCUCGACAUCACCCUCUUCUCUUCUUCACACCGCCGAUUGCAAUGGCAAAGAAGACACAGUCCAGAGCGCAGGCUAAAGCAGCUUCCAAGUCGAGGCCUCAGGCCACCUCUCAGCCUGGGUCGUCAACACCUGCCAUCCCACCCAAGACGGCCUUCUCGCCUCGAUCUAAUCAUCUGGCCAUCCUCUCCAACACGCUGGAUCGACAGAGGCUGUCCGUCUACGAAACGUCACCUUCAUCGUCUGCAUCGAGGCUACUGGUCCACUAUGUCAUCCCCAAUGCAGCAAACGCACCAUGCAGUGCCAUUGCAUGGACCUCAUUGCCGCCAGCAGACGCUCGCAGCACGCCUCAAUCAAAGAAGCACAAGAAGUCGAGGAAAUCUACCGAUGCUACCGACGCCGAAGCAUCUUCCUCUUCAUCUUUGCCCUUCAGGCCCAUCAUAGCUCUCGGCUUCCAGUCAGGACAGAUCCGCCUCUUCGAUGUUGCGCAAGCAAAGGUCAUCCGAGUCCUCGCAGAUUCGGUCAGCGGGGCCACGAGCGCGGUUGGCAACGCCAUCACCUCUCUUUCUUGGCCCAACACCUCAACGACACUGUAUGCUAUUGCGACAGACGGUAUACUCAGGCAAUGGGACCUCGCAGCCAUCUCUGCCAGCCCGUCGGCGGACGUAGAUGCCCCCGUAGCGCCGGCGAAGCGCGUGGCCCCUUCCUCCUCAUCGUCAUCUACCGCGAACACUCUCGUGUCCAUCUCCCCUUCAUCAUCCAACACCCUCGUUGCUCAUCACUCAAUCUCUCAGCUUUCUUCGGGCGACGAUGGCAAGGCGACAGCAACCUACUCAUCACAUGCCACCCCGCUCACCCACCUCCAUUGGCUCAAUGACUCGCAUUUUGUCUCGGCAGCAAGCGAGGACCCUGUGCUGUACGUGUGGAAAGUGGGGACAAAGGCUGCUUUGGCAACUAUUGAGCUCGAACAGGGUCAGGACGUACUACGCCUUGCCUCAUCUACCUCGGCGGAGGACAACGUGACCGCACUGGCCGUCGUAGCCUCGCAGGGAUUCGUGGGGUUGUACGACGUGACUAAGAUCCUCUCUAGUAGCGCAGCGGGAAGCAGCAAAGCUCCGUCCAGCACGCAGCUCCUCCAGCCCGCCGCAAGCACCACAGCAUCAUACAGCGUCGAUUGCUGCUUCUCCUCCGACCGCUUGCAACUCGCUCGCCUGAUCAAGGGCCUCAAGCUUGAGGUCCCCUCCCUUUCCAUCCGGGACGUGGCCACCAACGCCCUAGUCAAGUCCCUCGCGCCCCUCUCUUCCAAAGCUGGCGGCGCGAGUGGCAACGUCCUUGCUUCAGGCCAUGACGAGGAAGCUCUUGCGCAGGGCAAUGCCGGUCUGCAGCGCUAUGCAAACCCGACUACAGCAAAGGGCAAACAAAGCGGGGCUACUACUGCCGCGGGUGGCUUCGUUGGUGAAGACGGCAAGGUCGUUGAUGCUUCUGCGGACGGACCGGUGGGUGAUGAAGGCGCGCUCGACCAGGAAGCUGGUGGACUGGAGGAUGAACAGACCCUUGAGGACAGGCUGCGUGGUAUGCGCAUGAUGAAGAAGGGCGGGCGAAGCGCAGCCAAGCUCAACGGAACUGCAGGCGACGAUGACGCAGAAGCGUCUUCGUCCGACUCGGAGGACGAUGACGACGAAGACUCUCCCCGCAAUGGCGCGGGCUCAGCGCCUACCACCUCCCUCUCCCUCUCCACCUCCCUCUCUCAAGCCCUCCACUCCUCGGACAGCGCCCUUAUCUCCUCGCUGCUGCGCUCUGCCAACCCGCAGCUCAUCAAGUCAACAGUCAUCCGUCUCUCCGGGCCGAACGCGGUCAAGCUUCUCGAAGCCUGCGUCGAACGACUCCACAGUCGUGGUGGGGCGCACGGAUCCUCUGCCGCAUCGAGAGGGACGGUGGGGAGCAAUCGCGCCCGCGGGUUGGUGGAGUGGGUCAAGUGGACUCUGCGCUUGCAUGCGGGCUAUCUGAUGAGCCUUCCGGGACUGACGAGCAGGCUGGCUGCACUGCAUGGGAGCUUGACACAUCGUCUUGCCUCUCAUCAGAGGCUCGUCGCUCUUCAGGGUAGGCUGGAGCUGGUGCUGGCGCAGGUUGAGAUGAGAGGUCAGUAUGACGCGCAAGGGAGGGGUCUGCAGGGCGUCUCGACUAAGAAGGACAAGGCUGCGACUGCACCAAAGGGCAAGGCUGGGGGCACGGUGUGGAAGGAGGAUGAUGAUGAGGAUGAAGAUGAGGAGGACGGCAUGUCCGUCGACGAGGAUGAAGACGAAGACGACGACGAGUCAGACUCGGACGACGAUGACGACGACGAUGACGACGAAGAUGACGAAGUAGCUGCAGCGGACGAGGAAGGCGACAUCGACGAGAUUGGCCUCGACUCUCACAUCAACGGCGCCGGUGCUGGCGCUGAGGACGAUGACGACGACUCAGAAGAGGAGGUCAUCCGUCCAGCUGCGAGACGCAGGGCUGCCAAGGCUGCCGCCAGCAAAGCGGACACGAGCGCUCUCUCCGGCGCAGCUACGUCAGAUGAGUCGGGUGAGGAGGAUGAGGAGAUGGAUGACGAUGACGAUGAGGAAGACGAUGAGGAAGAUGAGGACGAGGAGGACGAGAGCGAGUUGGAGGACGAUGACGAAGAGGAAGAUGAGGAAGACGACGAUGAUGAUGAGGAAGGAGGAGGGGGGCUCAUCGAUGACAUGGCAGAAGAAAGCGAUGGUGAGGAAGAGAGCGACGAGGAGAGCGAUUGA